Messenger RNA from Adelges cooleyi (spruce gall adelgid), 803 nucleotides. Its product is annotated as E3 ubiquitin-protein ligase NRDP1-like. NCBI's taxonomy places the organism in Eukaryota, Metazoa, Arthropoda, Insecta, Hemiptera, Adelgidae. Gene Ontology annotation, biological process: protein ubiquitination. The record is from RefSeq and is a predicted model, not a curated record. Bases 94 to 612 code for a protein of 172 amino acids. Gene Ontology annotation, molecular function: ubiquitin protein ligase activity. The transcript is spliced from 4 exons.
CUAAAACUAACAAAUGUUCAGUGCUGUACCUGAUUUUGAUUCCUCUAGUUAUUUCUUAGUGUUAUAGGUAUUUCUUAAUAAAUAAACGAAAAAAUGAAUUGGAAAAUUAUAUUUUUGUUGCCGUGUUUUACCGUUUUAGUGAACGCUGGUGCAUGUAAUAAACCAUCUAGGACAUAUUCCCCAGAACAGACGGGCGAGUAUAGCAGAUUGGAAAAUAAUACCGAAGACCCGCCACCAUACGAAUCAAUUGAAGAAUGGCUACCAAACUUACCACUACAGACCAUUACAGUUGAUGAAUGCCAUACUUUGGCAUUUACACCUAUGCAAAAUCAAAUAGACAACACAAAGCGCGGAUUAAUUAAUAGUAGAUGUCCAUCUAAUAUUGUCGACGUUCUUCUUGAUACAAGUGAACAAAGUAAAAGGCCUCCUGAAUUAGCUGAAUCUCUAGCUCAAAAUCGCUCAAAUAUUUUAACAAGCUAUACAUUUAGACGUAUUCCAAAUGUACCAGCAGCACUCGCGGCCAGUGCUGAAAACCCAUCAUUGCCUGGCCCAGGAAUUCUUUUCAUUUUCAAUCAACUCAAAGAUCUACCGGAAAAUGUGGAUACUGAUUAAAAUCGACGAGGCAGAAUAUAAUUUCACCGGCUCUGAAAACCAAAAAUUAUAAAAAAAUAUAUGAAUUAUUAUAACUAAAAUUAUAAAAUAACUAAAUAUUAGCUGAUUUAUACAUGAUUUUGUAAACCUAAUUUGUUUACAUACCUAUUACAUAAAGCAUACUACGCUUACCUAAAACUUUUAUUUGUUUU